Messenger RNA from Amaranthus tricolor (Joseph's coat), 1769 nucleotides. Its product is annotated as SNF1-related protein kinase regulatory subunit beta-2. The coding region runs from base 547 to 1401 and encodes 284 amino acids. Gene Ontology annotation, molecular function: protein binding. Lineage: Eukaryota; Viridiplantae; Streptophyta; Magnoliopsida; Caryophyllales; Amaranthaceae. The record is from RefSeq and is a predicted model, not a curated record. The transcript is spliced from 4 exons.
GAAUCCCUUGUUCUCCACAUCUCACUUCUUUUCUCCUCAACCAAUUUCCCACAUCCAUUGAAGUCUUAUGAUAAUGAUUCAUGUUUCAUGAUUCAUAAUGAUUUUAUAUGGAGCAUAGUACUCCGUAGUAAAGUAUGUUAUGUAUGAUGGUAUAUAUGAUCCCCACCCACCAUCUUCCAUCCCCUUCUUCUCCCUCUUCUCAAUCCCACCACUAACUCCCUCUCUCUAACUCCUCUCUCUCUCUCUCUCUACAUAUAUAUCUAUCUCUUUGUUGCUCUUGAUGGAUGCAUCCACUUUCUUGUACUCUUAGCUUAGUUCCUUAUUCCACCUUUUUAAGUUCCCUUUUUCAGUUUCUGUCUGCAUAACCCCUCAAUUUUGUCUUUUGGGUCCUUUGAUUAUGUGUUGAUUUCCCCCCUACCCUUUUGAUUUCCAGAAAGAAGACAUUUUUGGGGAAUAUUAGGGAAUCUUGAUUAGAUUCUGGGUCAAAAAUUGCAAUAAAAAUAAAAAAGGGGUAAUAUUUAUAGGGGUUGAAAUUAAUUCGAAAAAAUGGGGAAUGUUAAUGGUAGAGAAGAUGGAAAUGGAACCCCAUCUGGUUCUGGAUUAGUUGGUGAAGAAGAAGAGGAAGAAGAAAUUGUUAGUGCUAUUACAGUUGCUGGUUCACCUUCUGCUCUUAUGGGUCAGUCUCCACCUCACAGUCCUAGAGCUGCCCAAUCUCCUCUCAAGUUUGCUCCUCAGCCUCCGGUCGCUCCCAUCCAAAAGCCCGAGGAGCUUCAUAUUCCCAAUCCAUCAUGGUUACAAACAUCGCCACCCGAAGAAGAUAUGAACUAUGAGCAAGGGAUUCCCACUAUGAUUACUUGGACUCAUGGUGGCAAAGAAGUGGCUGUGGAGGGUUCAUGGGACAAUUGGAAGACAAGAAUACAUUUACAGAGAUCUGGAAAAGACUUUACUCUCAUGAAAGUGCUUCCAUCCGGAGUUUACCCAUAUAGAUUUAUUGUUGACGGGUCAUUGCGAUAUGCACCUGAUAUACCAUGGACCAAGGAUGAGGCUGGAAAUGUUUACAAUGUAUUGGAUUUGGAGGAUUAUGUCCCAGAAGACACAGGGAGUAUAUCCGGUUUUGAGCCACCACAAUCUCCCGAAGGCAGCUAUAACAACACAGAAUUUAACCAAGAAGAUUUUGCCAAGGAACCACCUAUGGUUCCUCCGCACCUUAACCUGACUUUGCUUAACGUGCCUGCCCUGUGCACCGAGGUGCCGCCACCCGCGCUAUCAAGACCUCAGCACGUGGUUCUUAACCAUCUUUACAUGCAGAAGGGAAAGAGUGGACCUUCCGUUGUUGCACUUGGCUCGACGCAUAGAUUCAAGUCCAAGUAUGUGACUGUUGUACUCUAUAAGUCUCUUUAGGGAUAUCUUUUUGAGAUAUUAUCUAAAUCUAUAGAGGGUUGAGUUUAUUGGUGAUGGUGCGCAUAGAUCAAAAUCAUGUAAUGCAAAGUAGACUAUGGAAGCCCUUCUAGUACCCAAAUUUUAUGUUUGCUUCAAACAUAUCGACUUUCUUUUCUCGCUCUCUUUCUCGUCUUUAGUCAUGAUCUUGCUCUCUGUCUCACAAUUUUUUUGGUUAUCGGUUCUUACAUCAGACCCGAAGACAAGUAGAGGGCACUUGGAAAGGUCCCUAAGUGUCGGAAAGUGAUGUGGCUAGACUGUAUUAAACUUAUGUGUAAAUUUCUUUCUGCCUCUAUUUUAUCGGAGUAAAACCUUAAAGCCGGGAACACAAA